Anopheles gambiae (African malaria mosquito) is the source of this 6276-nucleotide messenger RNA. RefSeq names its product metastasis-associated protein MTA1 (gene MTA1-like). The transcript is spliced from 14 exons. The record is from RefSeq and is a predicted model, not a curated record. Gene Ontology annotation, biological process: negative regulation of transcription by RNA polymerase II. NCBI's taxonomy places the organism in Eukaryota, Metazoa, Arthropoda, Insecta, Diptera, Culicidae. The coding region runs from base 1512 to 4787 and encodes 1091 amino acids. Gene Ontology annotation, cellular component: nucleoplasm; NuRD complex. Gene Ontology annotation, molecular function: transcription corepressor activity; transcription coactivator activity; sequence-specific DNA binding.
CCUUACCCGUGAAUCAAAAUGGCGGAGCUUGGAAAAAGCGAACGACGCGUCCUGCCGUGCGUGCUGCAGAAAAACAAUUAGAAAAAAGUACGCGGGGAUUCUGUUGGGCAAGUGUGAGCGGUAAAAUAUCCCGAGUACUGUACCGUGUGCGUCGGGCGAUCGACGGCGGGACAGACUGGACGCGUGAAAUAACGGUACCCGGUACUUUUUUUUUCCUCUCUGCCGCAACUUUCUUCAUUCGGCCGUUUCGUGGUUCAUUCUUGUGCCUAUAUGUAUUAUUGUGACUUCCUCGAUUGGUAGUGACGUUACGUACCGUGCGAAUCAACCGGCUAUGUUGAUACGGUAUGUAUCGGUGUGCGUUAGCCGGAAGUGUGUGUCCGGAAUUCCUCGCCGAAGAAAAAAGCAGCAGUGCUCAUGAAGGACAUUGAAACGGGAGACGGCUGGGAAUUUGUUUGGGACAGGUCCCGUUUGAGUGCACAGUAAUCGGAAUAAAAACGCACCCAGACGAUCAACUGUUCGCUGCGUGAUGCGGGACACAGUUGUUGACGUCACUACAGUGAGUUAACUUUGGGUUGUGAAAAUCAAACUGCUGCAGCUGCUGCUGCAAAGCUUCCGAUUGCUACGGAAUCUAGAACACAGGUGUCUGCGGAUGCUUUGUGCAGCAUAAAAGCUUUCCUCAUACCCCUAUGCUGGCAGAGAAAAAAACGUCACCAAUUGUCAACAAGCAGCAGCGAAAGCGAAAAGAAAAAGUAGAGAAGCAAAAAGCACGACGGACGCGUAGGAAGUGUUUGUGAGUGUGUCUCUACGUUGAGCUACCGAUACGUGCGCGUGCGUGUGUAUGUGUGAGGGUUUUUUGUGUGUCUCGUCUCGUUUGAGGUAACGCUUGGUUUGCUGUUGGCGCUGUGUUGAAGAAGGAAUCGCCAGGAGGCGCCAUUUUCGGGGUUCACUUGCAGUGUAAAUUAAGUACGGCUAAAAGGAGAGCGAUCAGAUAGAAGGGGCGCUACCAAAAAGGGCUUAUCGUGGUGGGCGGGAGUGUGUCGUUGCAAAGUGUUCGUCCCGUGUGCGUGCCUGUGCGCUAGUGAGAGUGUUGUGUGCGAUUUUCACCGCACGGUGAAGAGGCCGAGUAGGAAGGUGCAUUGUUUAUGUUCGUGAAAGCAACAGUGAAAAGGAGGGAAAUUGGAGGUGGAAAGUUUGGCGCCGCUGUGUGCGUGUGCUGGUUUGAUUCCCUCAAAAUCUUCGCGCUCUAGUGAGUGUUAUUUUUUCUCUUCCUGCAAAGGUGUGUUUAGAAAGGACGCAGAACCGGAAGAGCAUCCGCAAUUGCAAUUGCCGAAAAAAUUGUGCAAAAGAGACGAGAAACCGUUAAAAAGUGAACUUGCUAUAUUUUCGGCGGAAAAAUUGGAUCCACGGUGCUCCAGUAGGAUUUUAGUUGCUAAGCGCCUUUUUAAGGCGCUUCAGUGUGUGGGAGAAAUUUUUACAUUUUUUACGAAAAAACGGCUAAAUAAACAACAACUAUGACAACCAACAUGUACCGCGUCGGAGACUAUGUCUACGUGGAGACAUCGCCGACGACACCGUACCAGAUUCGGCGUAUCGAUGAACUCAACAAAACACCGAGCGGCAAUGUUGAAGCCAAAGUGAUGUGCUUCUACAGGCGAAGGGAUCUUCCGACGCCGCUUGUGCAGUUAGCCGAUAAGCACCAGAUGGCCACAUCCGAGGACUCCCCGGCGGCGAUGAAGUUAAAGAAGAUGUGGCUCAAGACACCCGUCAGCGAGGAGCAGGCUGCUCAGGCGGUGCUAGAUCCUGCCCUAGUCGCUUUGGAGGAGGAACGAAACAACAGUCCCAACAAUGGUGGAGGCGGCAGUGAACGGGGGGAACAUCUUAACCCAAAACAACGACAUCAGAUGAAGCAGCGAGAACUGUUCCUGUCGCGCCAAGUCGAAACACUUCCCGCCACCCAGAUACGGGGAAGGUGUUCCGUAACGCUGCUGAACGAAGAGGAAUCAUUGCUCAGUUACUUGAACAAAGACGACACGUUUUUUUACUGCCUCGUAUUCGAUCCGACACAGAAAACGUUGCUAGCGGAUAAGGGCGAAAUUCGUGUCGGUGCUCGUUAUCAGACAGAUCUGCAGCAAAUGCUGAAACCAGGCGAAAAGGAUGAACGCAACCUAGAGGAAUUGGAGACGCUUGUUUGGACGCCGCAGCAUUCGCUUACCGACAAGAAGAUCGAUCAGUUUCUGGUAGUUUCGCGUUCGGUAGGCACCUUUGCGAGGGCGCUCGACUGUACCAGCUCUGUCAAGCAACCGUCCCUGCAUAUGUCCGCUGCAGCUGCAAGCCGUGAUAUUACCUUGUUUCAUGCUAUGGACACACUCCACAAACACAACUAUUCGAUAGAGACUGCAAUGUGUUCGCUGGUUCCAUCGAGUGGGCCUGUUCUUUGCCGGGACGAGAUGGAGGAAUGGAGCGCCUCUGAGGCGAACCUGUUCGAAGAUGCGCUCGAUAAGUACGGCAAGGACUUCAAUGAUAUCAGAAACGACUUUCUGCCGUGGAAGACGUUAAAAAGCAUAGUGGAAUACUACUACAUGUGGAAAACGACGGAUCGCUACGUGCAGCAGAAACGUGUGAAGGCGGUCGAAGCGGAAUCCAAAUUGAAGCAGGUCUACAUUCCGAACUACACCAAACCGAGCCCGGCAUUGAUAACAAACAACAACAAGGGCAUAUUGAAUGGAAAUUCUAAUGGGGGCAGCGUGGACAUGAUGAUUUAUAGCAGUACCAAGGCAUGUGAAUCUUGUGCUACUAUGGCUUCGCCGCAGUGGUACUCCUGGGGUCCAGUGCACCUCAACAAUCGGCUGUGUCAGAACUGUUGGACCUAUUGGAAGCGUUACGGAGGCCUUAAGGUUGCAUCUAGGCUAGCGGACAACGGGGAGGUCGAUCCGGUGGCCACGAUCAACACCAGUAGCAGCAAUGCUUCACCAGUUUCGCUGAAGAAGCGUAACCCCGGGAGCGAUAUUGACGACGAUCUAACAAUAGUGGCUAGUUCCGGUCCUAUUGGAGGGCUUGGAGGUGCGACCGUGGCCACAGCAUCCCCGGGCGGUUUAAGUAACCAUCGACCGCACAGCCCUUCCUUUAAAUGUUCGAUUGUGAACUGUGGUAAGGAGUUUAAACUGAAGGCCCACCUCGCUAGGCACUACGCACAAGCGCACGGCAUACAGAUACGAUCUGGUUCACCUCGGCCUAUAAUGAAAACUCGAACUGCAUUCUAUUUGCACACGACUCUAACGACGCGGUUGUCACGGCGGUUAUGUCGUCACAUUAUACGUUCGAAGAAGGCGGCCCGUCAACCGUCUUACGCGAUCAACAUUGCCAGCGUGAAGCAAGAGUUUGCUAACGCCGAAGCUGGGAAAAGUGCAUCGGACAUCCGUCGGUUGCUUACGUUCCGUAAGAAGGAUCGCGGCAGCGUGACACAGAUUGCAAACAGACUUGGAAACCCGGGCGUUAGUGUUAACGAAUGGUUGGUAUUAACACCGAAAGAAAACAUGCCCAAGCCAGAUGUGGUAGCUUUUCCGAAACCACCGAAAGCUCCGGACGGCACACUGUUGUACGACCGGAUACCAAAUAAGGGUGAAGAGGCUGGCAAACCACCGAAUGCGGUCACCUCGCCGGCGGCGGGUAUUCUGGGUGGCUCAGCAACACUUCCGGGAACGGUUGGUGGUGCGUUGGGCAGUAAAUUAGCUCCGUUGGUCGGGUCCGGGGGACUAGCAGUAACGCCGAUUGUAGUCAGUGGUACAAACAGCAACUCCGUUGGGACUGCUUGCUCUGCUGUGGCUGGAAGCGGAAGCACGGGUAGUACAGGUGUGACUACCGGGACAAUCGCUAAUAGUGGUAUGCCAGCGAUUAAUCUACAUGCAAGCGCUAUGUCGACUAGCAGUCCACCGCGCGGGCCGACCCCAACAGGGAGUUCAUCUGGGGCAACGUCAUUGAAACGACGUCCAUACGAAGAUGCAAAUGGUAUCGAUGCUACUGUUGCACCGCCGGCUAAGCGGCCUAAUAAAGAUCCCAGACCGUCACAUCGGCCCACUCCAGAACAAUAUGCGGCUAUGAUUGCAGCUGCUCAAUCCGCUGGACAACCUCUUCCUCGACAUCAUAUGAAUGGAAAACCAAAAAUUGCCCAAAUGGCUCGAACUGGUUCGGGACGAAAACAGGUGAUCAGCUGGAACGAUGCUCCGGAUGAUGUGUUCUACCGUUCCACCAAAGCUGGCCGUAAACUACGGCGGGAAAUUCCAAUAGUAGAGUUGCGUCGUGCAGCACGAAAACCUUGGCGAAAUUUGCAUCCCAAGUACUCGGCGAUCGUGGCAGCCCUCUUGCCAGUGGCGUCUGUGACACCUAGUCUGCCGGCGCAGCUCACGGCCCAGCUGGGUCACGCGGCACAACUAGCUGCGGCGAGUGCUGUGCAACAUCCCACCUCAGCGAAUCUAAAUCUCAACCUAGCGGCGGCAGCAGCCCUGGCAGGAGUUCAUCCACUGUCAGCGGCCUCGACUCUCGCUCUCAGUGGAACGCUGGGAGCAGCGGGAGGCACUGUUAUAUCGCCAGUGGGAGGCGUACCUUCACUGUCUGGAGGGUCCACCGGAACGUCGCUAGUGUCUUCCGGCGUGACUGGUCUAACGAACAGUAGCAGUAGUAACAACAAUAGUGGAAAUAGCAGCAGUAGCGGUGGUGGAGGUAGUGGUGCUAGUGGUGUGGUCGCUACCGACAGCAAUAAAAGUGAUCUGCAGGUUGUAAUCUUAGACUGACCCGAACCGCCGAAGAACAUGCACUUUUCCCAGCAGCAGCAUCACCACCAUCUUCAUCAGCAUCAUCACCAACAGCAACAGCAACAGCAACAACAGCCACAACUACAGCAACAGCACCACCGUCAGCAACAGUCCAAUUCACAACGGCACUCGCAUCAGCAGUAUCAUUCCCACCUUCACCUAUCACAUCCCCAGACCACUCAGCAAGGAAUGCAGCAGCAACAGCAACAGCAUCUACAUGAGCCCAAUUUGCGCCACUACAAUAGUUCCCAACUACAGCAACAUCAAUUACAGCAACAGCAGCAACAGCAACUGCUGCUUCAGCAUCAGCAAUAUCAACAGCAUCAUCAACAGCAUUCUUCGCAACUGGCGCCACCGAUAUCACACCACAGCAACUAUCAUCAACAUAGUCAUCUUUUACAACGACAACAGAACCAAUCUCAACAACAACCGCCACAUCCUUACACGAUGGAAGCACUGCUCAAUUAAUAAGCUAAAAACAGAAAUGAAUAUGACGAUGGCAAUGAAUGCUGUUAACAGGGAAGCAAACUCAGCUUUGGAAUGUUUGCAAAUCCUUGGCAUGUGAUUGAAAAUUUCAAAGAGAUCAGAUUGUCAGAUUUUGUCAGAUAUGGCUCUGCAUGUUUUGCAAGAAUCGUUGUGUUGUACAAACAGAAGCUAAUCACACUCACUGGCUAGUGUGUGGCGCUGGUGACAGAGAAGGACGUACCAUUUUGUUUCAAUUGGUUCGUGUGUAAAAUCUAUGUUUUGAGUAGGUUUAGUUUUUAAAACCGGAAAAGACUAAGGGGAUACUGACAGCUACAAAUUAGCGACAUCUAGCAACAUACACAACAAACGAAAUGGAAGGGAUCAUACACGUAAGCGUUAGGAAGCAAAGCAAAUAGAAGCCACAGCAGAAAAGUAAGAAUUAGUUAGAAUGAAAAAAAAAAAACACACACACACAAAAAUGACGCUAAAAGAAAAUAAUGGGGUCUUUGGAAGGGAAGAAAGAAAGCAGUUAAGUGACGAUGGUAGAGCAGGAGGAGGUUGCUCUUAAUUUUAGUUGAUAAUGAAAUGAUCUAAAUUAGAUGGACGACUUAGAAGUAAAUAAAUCAGUUAAUAGAAGCAUUACGAAGGACUGGACAGAGGGAAUGAAUUAACACGGACCACCCACCGGACACCCGGGAAAGGGUCCACAGGUCCACUCCCCUCCCCCCCAUACAGAUCCAUCUACAGUUUCUAGUAGAUGCGUGUAGCAUGCAGGCUAGGGCUAGGAGCCACGGAAAAGGGCAAUGAAGCGAUAGAGAUAAACACCGUACUGGCGUACUCAUGCACAAGUGCAUGAUCGGAACGGAGACAAAGCUGCAACAAAAUAUAAAACAAAAAAAUAAUAUUACAACUAGUGACGAAUAUGAACGUAAAGUGAAGGUACGUAAACAAAAAGUUCGGUUAAUGUCUCGAAAUACACACAUUUACAUACAUUUGCACAGUA